Trichoderma atroviride IMI 206040 is the source of this 3138-nucleotide messenger RNA. NCBI's taxonomy places the organism in Eukaryota, Fungi, Ascomycota, Sordariomycetes, Hypocreales, Hypocreaceae. The record is from RefSeq and is a predicted model, not a curated record.
AUGUCUUCCGCAAUUCCCCCCAGGCCCAAGGCUUUGGCUCAGAUUCAGACUUCUGAAUCAGACUCAAGUCGUGGUCCUUCACCUCAGCCCACUCACGUCAGUGUUCCCCAGGUUCCUCACAGCUUGAGGAAUGGACACCGAGUUCUGCGCUCUGCCACAGUCGGCUACGUUGCCCCCCAGUUCGAGGGCAAGACGGAGCAGAUCAAGUCCGUCAAGGCCAUCAUCCAGCAGGGCGGCUGGCUCCCCGAUGCCUUGAUUGACGAGCAGAUUGAGUGGUUCUACGAGAAGCUGGGCAUCGACGAUGUCUACUUCCACAUCGAGACCCCCGAUGUCAUUGCCAACCAAAUCACCUCGCUCUACGCCGCCAAGGUUGCUGCCCACUCAAGAGAGGACAAGCAGGAGGAGAUCCGCCUGGACAUGGAGGCCCAUGACCACGCCAUCUACAUCGACACGAGCGAGCCUGGCAAGGCCCACGUCGGCGGCCCUAGGUACGAGUCUCGUCUCGAGUCCAAGUAUUUGGAUCACCAGGGCAAGAGCAAGUACCGCGUCGAGACCUUCCGAUCGCCUGCUGCUAUUGGCGCCAGCCCCAGCUCAAAGGCCACUCUGCGCUGCUACUUUGUGUACCAGUGCCACUUCAAGCAGAGCCCCGAGUCUACCGACCCCAAGGAGACCAGAAUCGAGGUCAUCUCCGACGUUGGUUUCUGGCAAAAGGCCACCGCCAACACCAAGCAGAUCUACCAGGAGAUCAUCGAGCUGGCCGUUACCCGAGCUGGCCCCGUCAUUGAGGUCUUUGACAUUGAGGGCUCGGCCGAGAGGCGUCUGGUUGUUGCUUUCCGCAGCCGCACUGCCCGCGGCAUCUUCUCGACUCUCAGUGACCUGUACCACCACUACGGCGUCACCUCCUCGCGAAAGUAUGUGGAGCAGUUCUCCAACGGCAUCACCGUCAUGUCCGUCUACCUCCGCCCCGCCGCCAACCUGGAGGGCUACUUCCCCUCGAUCGAUGCUUCCAUCCACCAGAUCACAAAGGAAAUCUCCCUGCUAUACUGCUUGCCCCAGAACAAGUUCCACCACCUCUUUGCCGCUGGUGAAUUGAGUCUGCAGGAGUCCGUCUAUGCCCACAGCGCCUGGGUGUUUGUCCAGCACUUUUUGAACCGUCUCGGCCCCGAGUACGCUUCUCUCUCUGAGAUCCUGGACGCCAAGCAGAACGCCCACGCGGCUCUGCUGUCCAAGCUCAAGCGACGUCUUCGUACCGAGACCUUCACCCCCGACUACAUUGUCGAGAUCAUCCAGACGUACCCCGAGCUGAUCCGCCUGCUCUAUGCUGCCUUUGCCAACGUGCACUUCCCCGCGCCUCUGCAGCAGGAGAACGGCGCUGUUCUGGCCACCCCCGCCGUCGAGGUCAUGUCUGACGACAAGCUCCGAGACAGAAUCUCCAAGACGGUCGCCAACGAGCACGACGAGAUGGUCAUGACUGCCUUCCGCGUGUUCAACAACGCCAUCCUCAAGACCAACUACUUCACCCCCACCAAGGUCGCCCUCAGCUUCCGCUUGGACCCCUCUUUCCUGCCAGAGGCCGAGUACCCCAAGCCCCUGUACGGUAUGUUCUUGGUCAUUGGUGCCGAGUCUCGUGGCUUCCACCUCCGUUUCCGAGACAUUUCUCGUGGUGGUAUCCGUAUCGUCAAGUCGCGCAGCAAGGAGGCCUAUGGCAUCAACGCGCGUAACCUCUUUGACGAGAACUACGGCCUUGCCAGCACCCAGCAGCGCAAGAACAAGGAUAUCCCCGAGGGUGGAUCCAAGGGUGUCAUUCUCCUGGACCCCAAGCAGCAGGACAAGGCCACCGAGGCGUUUGAAAAGUACAUUGAUAGUAUCCUCGAUCUCCUCCUGCCCGCAGAGACCCCUGGAAUCAAGAAUCCCAUUAUCGAUCUGUAUGGAAAGGAGGAGAUCCUGUUCAUGGGUCCCGACGAGAACACCGCCGACCUGGUCAACUGGGCCACCGAGCACGCCAAGGCUCGUGGUGCUCCCUGGUGGAAGUCUUUCUUCACCGGCAAGUCCCCCAAGCUUGGUGGUAUCCCCCACGACAAGUAUGGCAUGACUACCCUGUCUGUGCGCGAGUACGUCAAGGGCAUCUACCGCAAGCUCGACCUGGACCCCUCUCAGGUCCGGAAGAUGCAGACCGGUGGUCCCGACGGCGACUUGGGCAGCAACGAAAUCCUACUCAGCAACGAAAAGUACACUGCUGUCGUCGACGGCUCUGGUGUGCUGGCAGACCCCAACGGUCUGGACAAGGACGAGCUUAUUCGCCUGGCCAAGAAGCGAGCCAUGAUUAUCGAGUACGACUUGUCCAAGCUGUCCAAGGACGGAUACCGCGUUCUCUGCGACGAGAACAACGUCACCCUGCCCAGCGGAGAGGUCGUCAACAACGGCACGUCUUUCCGCAACACAUACCACCUGCGCGAGACCGAUAUGACGGACAGCUUUGUGCCCUGUGGUGGCCGGCCCGAGUCCAUUGAUCUCAUCUCUGUCAACCGCCUCAUCAAGGACGGCAAGAGCGUCAUCCCCUACAUUGUCGAGGGUGCCAACCUGUUCAUCACCCAGGACGCUAAGCUGCGCCUGGAGGCUGCCGGCUGCAUUCUCUACAAGGAUGCCUCUGCCAACAAGGGAGGUGUCACCUCCUCGUCUCUGGAAGUCCUGGCCUCUCUGUCCUUUGACACUGACGGCUUCAUCGAGCACAUGUGCGUCGAUGCCAAGACUGGACAGGCACCCCAGUUCUACAACGACUACGUCCGAGAGGUCCAGACCAAGAUCCAGGAGAACGCUCGACUCGAGUUUGAGGCCAUCUGGCGCGAGCACGAGCAGACUGGCAUUCCCCGAUCCGUUCUGUCUGACAAGCUGUCGGUGGCCAUUACCGACCUUGACGAGAAGCUGCAGCACUCUGACCUGUGGGAAAACGAGAACAUCCGCAAGGGUGUUUUGAAGAACGCCCUCCCCAAGCUUCUGCUGGACAAGAUUGGCCUGGAGACGAUCAUCUCCCGCGUGCCAGAGAACUACCUGCGCGCCAUCUUUGGCAGCUACCUGGCCAGCCGAUUCGUCUACGAGUUUGGUAGCCAGCCCAGCCAGUUUGCUUUCUUUGAUUUGUAA